AGCAAGCGCAUUACCAUCGGGUUAAAACCGCUGAUCAACUUUAUUGUGGACCACAGAGAUGUUGACAAAAAAUGUCUUCCUCCUCUGUGGUCCCAGUUGUUUUGUGGGGAAGUACACCUCCUUCACAUUGCAUUUCGUGUGUCAUAACCACUUAUGAUCAGAAAACAGUCGUCACUGGAUCGACAGAUGGACAGUUGGGUAUCUGGGACCUACGGUUCGCCGAUGAUGGAGAGAUCAAAAUCAUUCCAAGGAACCUAAUAUUUGCCCAUUCAGCAAAGGUUACAGCACUUACAAAAGCUACUGAUGGCUGGGAUAAUCAGUCCAGUAUUAUCAGUGCUGCUGACAAUGGAGAGCUUUGUUUAUGGGAUACAGAUGAUGGAAUAUGUAUACAAACUAACGUUAUCGCAGGAAUGCAUUUAGCACUGUUGUCCUUCCAUGUAGCCAUUGGCACUGGAAAAGAGUGGCGUGUUGUUUGCUAUGGUAGCUAUUCUGAUAUUUACGUCCUGGAUGCGUUGUCUCUUGAGGUGUUGUACACUCUACGUUCUCCAUCAGCUACUAACUGGAUCAGUGCAGCAUGUGUUGUAAGGCCUGCAAGAAGACCAGAGGAUGUUGUUGUAGCUGUGUCUCUGUCUGGUAUGCUGAACAUUUGGAUGCUGAAACCAAAUGUAGAGUCAAAGUACAGUGAGCCCACUUACGAAAAAAAGUUGGAGCAAGUCACAGACAGCAAAGCUACUGGGAUUUGUUGUAAUCCCUUUACACAAAGAACCAUUCUUGUUAUAUGUGCAAAAGAGUGGCUGAUGUAUGAUGCUGGAGACUUUAAAUUCCUGACCACCGUGUCCAGUCCUCCAGGUCAGAGCUGGAUGGGAGGAAACUUUGUUGCAGCAGACUGCAUUCUAGUUUGGAGCAGGGAUGGAAAGAGUUAUUUGUACAAACUUCCUCCAUCGUGCUGCCCUGGUCUUCAGGACCGAAAGCAAGCAGGCAAUCCAAUCAAAGAACCAAGAAUCAUUCAGGUGUUUGAGAAGACAGCUGAGCAGAGUGCUGUACCAGAUUUUGAUCCAGCCAUGUUUUUCUCUUAUGGACGGAGGGGACCUUUUUACAAACUCUUGUUAAGAGGGGGAUCAAAUGGAAGUGUCAGUUUGUGGAAACUGAAUGAUGACCUUUUCACGUCAACAAAACCCUACGACGCAAAUGCGCCCGGUGUUGGUCCUGUGGUGGCGUGUAACUAUGCAGACUGUUGGGAGACAACCCUGAAGCCCUGCGGACUGAUUGAUUCUUUGGAUGAUUGUGGAGAAGCCAUUCCUGUUAGCGCGUCACUGUAUUUACCAGCUCAAGACUGUAUCGUGUGUGGCCGUGAGGAUGGUUCAGUCGUUAUCAUAUCAGCGGCUAAGGCGGCUAUUGCUCAGUUGCUUCAGCUGCCAGGCUCAGGAUGGCCUACACACCGGGUACUCUUAGGACACAAGGGCCGAGUGACAUGUCUGCUGUACCCUCAUGAUGAGUAUCCUCGCUAUGACAAAGAAUUUUUGGUAUCAGGUGGAGCGGAUUUCUCGGUUAAACUGUGGGACAUCUUCACCGGAGACUUACUGUACACGUUUUCUUCUCACACGGGAGAACUGCUUCGACUAAUAUGUACACCACCUGACUGCAGUAAUCGCGUUCAAUCCUGCAUCUGUUCUGUAGCCCAGGACCACUCGGUUGCAUUGCUGGGAUUGCGCGAGCGGAAGUGCAUUAUGUUGGCUUCUCUUCACGCGUUUCCGGUGGAGACGAUAAAAUGGAGAGCUUUAGACGACUUUUUGGUGGUAGGCUGUACUGACGGUUCUGUGUACGUCUGGCAAAUGGAAACAGGUCACCUAGAUCGGUGUGUUAGCGGACAAGUUGCUCUUAAUAUCUUAGCCGCGUGUGAUGAGGAGAAGAAAUCUGCUUCAGCUGGUGUUCCCUCCAAAGCCAAGACCAUUCUGGGACGAAAGAUCAGCCACCUUACUUCCAAUCUGCCAACUAGCGCUGCAUCGGCGGCGGUCAAGAAGCUUAAGCGAAGCUCCCUUCAACAAGCCUCGGCGAGUCCUUCGUCCUCGCCAAGGUUAUCUGGUGAUGGCUAUGGUGAGGUGUUGUCCGGUGGCCCAUUGAAGGUGAUGUCCACAAAGUGUGGUGUGAGAGAUCCAGAAAUACAAGUGCUUAUGUUUGAUAUCGAGGCGUUGAUAUGCAAUUUACUAACUGAAGAAAAUCCUCUGCUUGGUGCUAAAACUCCAGGCAAAGCCGAUAUUUCCAAGACAGCUGUUGGAGGAAAAAGGAGGAAACGCGAGUCUGCAACGACUCAACCAACCAAAAGCGAUACAGCUUCGAAAUCAUCCACGGAGCACAAGAACAAAAAGUCUCCUUUUGUGAAUGAAACUCAUUAUGUCGCACAACUUAUGAUCUCGUGCCUUCACUCCUGGGAUCUGGACCCUAACAUGGACGAGGUCUGCGUCGAAAGACUGGGCCUUCUUAAACCGGUCAAACCAGUUUCGUUUGGAUUACUUACUCGUGGGAACAGGCUUUCGUUGAUGUUACCAGGGUGGUAUGGGGAAACAGGUGGAGAGAGGGAUGGCGACGCUGAAUCCACUUUGAGAAGACUCUCUGGCGAUAAAGCCCUGUUUACAGAAGUUAACGAAGCACAGAAAGGAACUUUGGUCGAAGUGAAAUCGCUGGCUUCCUCGGAGCAUAACGUUGUUUCAGCUUUAAGGACUUGUUUUCAGUCGCGUUGGCAGUUGUCCUCAGCGUUGACAACUUUGCAUCUUGUCGGGCUUGUGUCUGUAGCUAACACACUUAUGAGCAUGAAUCAGAUCAGUUUUGUUCCUCAAGAAAAGCGUCUUGCUCUUUUAACGAACACAGCUCGCGAUAUCCCGUCCAGCUCAUCGAGUUACGACGAAAACGAACACCCCCCUGGCUUGAGUGAGGUGGACGUGCAACUUGCCAUGAAUCACCGCGCGCACAUAAAAGCUGGAUGGAGUCAGCUGGCUGCAUUGCACUGCUGUCUAUUAGCUGAUAUUCUAAGGGUCUCCCCUUACAAACCACCGUUGUUGCAUAUUCUGGCAAGAAGAUGGCAAGAUCGAUGCCUUGAAGUUCGUGAAGCGGCCCAGGCUAUUCUAUUAGCCGAACUGCGCAGGAUCGGGUUCGAGGGUCGUAAACAGGUAGUAGAUACAUGGGCCCCUCAGCUGCCUACGACCCUCGGGCAGGGAGGGACUGAGGACAAAUCUGACAAACCUGAUGUUGCAAAUGCUCCCACCCCUCCCAGUCCGCACUUGGGAUUUGAGCGUAGCGGCGAGGUCCAAAGCGUUGAUGACGAAGUUUUGUUUCCACCCGAUGACGUCAGCACUGUUUUGACCAGCGUCAAGAAGCUUCUUCAGUAUGACAUGCGCCGUCGCCAAGCAACCGCUAUCGUGUUGAUGGGUGUGAUAGGAGCGGAGUUCCAGCGGGAGAUUGAAGUGUUCUCGAGUCGUGCUCGCGAUGGUGAGAAAAAACAGAGUACCAGUUCACGGCGCUUGGAUAAGCUGAGCGAGACUCCAGGUGGUGAAGUAAUAAUGGAUUACGCCACAGUGCGGCUUACGGGCAAGGCUUUAAUGUAUCUCCUGCUUAAACCUCCCUCCUCGCAACUUACUGCUCACACGUCUGUUAGGAGGGCAGCCAUUGAUUUGAUUGGUCGCGGAUUCACGCUUUGGGAGCCAUAUAUGGACGUGUCAGCGGUCCUAAUAGCCUUAUUAGAGCUUUCCGCUGACAGCAAGAACCGUGAUCUCACGUUCAGGAAAGGUUUACCAUUAUCACCGUCAGCGGAUACUCAUCGAUCUGCAAGACAUGCGCUCUCGCUUAUUGCUACAGCACGACCCACAGUCUUCAUUGCAACUAUCGCCAAGGAGGUAGCCCGCAGUGUUGCAGCAGCGUCCUCCAUUUCCUUUAAUCAGCCUUCCCCAGCAGCCAUUGCGGUGUACAGUCACGUUCGCCACCAGCCCUCGCAGAAUGCAGAAGCUCAGAGCACAUCAAUUUUGAACCGUGCCAAACAUGAGAUACUGCGAAUUAUUGACCUCAUGGUUGAAAAGACACAGCAAGAAGUUGUCGACCUUCUGACUGAUGUUGUUGAUAUCGUAGUUUACUGCUUGGAUCAGAGGCAGCUUAAAGAGAAAGGAAUGACCGAAUUAUUUCCUGGACUUUGUAGGUUCAACAUGGUAAGCUACUCUCCCCAGUCCCGUCGCCUUGCAGUUGGCGCCAAGAAUGGACAACUUGCAUUGUAUGAUCUGCGAUCCUCGCGCUGCCAGAUGGUGUCCGCUCACUCGUCUCAAGUAACGGCCCUGUCUUUCUCGCCUGAUGAUCGUGUUCUUGCUUCGUACAGCUUCGGAGAUUCGAAGAUCUGCUUUUGGCAGACUGGUUCAUCGUUGUUUGGCAUGCUGGGAUCUUCUCUGCGGUGUGUUCGGUCUUACUCCACUGUCUCUCCCUCGCCUAAAAUGUCUCCUGCCCUGCUAAAACUAAUACGGCUGGUGUGGAUUAACCACAAGAACGUUAUUUUACUCAUGGCGGAUGGAACGGAAUACAAGUAUUCUGUAUAGAGACAAGAAAAGAUCCAUGGACAAUGCACAUAUGUGGUCAAAAUAAUAUUUGGAUGUAAAGUAAAAGAGUAUUGUUAAUAUUAGAGAUAUACAACAGGGUAAUUAAGCUUGUACAAACAUGGAUGGAUAUAUCAGCGUUUUUCAUGCUUUGCACAACAAUCUGAGAGCCAGGAGUACUUAACAAACUGUAUCUAGCGAAAAGUAAGCUUUUAAAAUGUUGUCAUUCUUGAGGCCAAUAAAAAUUUCACCAUUGCAAACA
This is a messenger RNA of Orbicella faveolata, 4830 nucleotides long. Its product is annotated as WD repeat-containing protein 7-like. Gene Ontology annotation, molecular function: protein binding. Gene Ontology annotation, cellular component: cytoplasm. NCBI's taxonomy places the organism in Eukaryota, Metazoa, Cnidaria, Anthozoa, Scleractinia, Merulinidae. The record is from RefSeq and is a predicted model, not a curated record.